AGAAGCACAGAUAGGACGAGCAUCGAUAUUUGCACCUAUCUCGACGAAAAAAACCAUCAAUGUUCAUUGUCUCAAUGCCCAAACACUUAAUCAUGAUUAUUAAAAUUAUGUUAUGAGAAAAAAUUAAAGGCUAUUCAACGUCUAUUAUGUUAGCAAUAUAUUACUGCUCACGGUAAUUAUUUAAUUAGCGAAACUUAUUCAAGUUAGAUUUCAUUAGAGAAUUCAUUUAUUUUUUCAUUUUGAACGACUUUUUUUUAAUUAAAUAGUUAUAAAAUUUAAUAAGUCAAAUUAGGGUCGGCACUUUCCUCCUUUUUCAAAUUUCUUUCAUAUAUUCAUACAAAAAACAAAUCUCAUUUGACUUGACUCACGGAAAGAAUUUGAAUUUAAAACAACCACCACCACCACCGACAGCCGAUUGAUAAGAUCGAUCCCACUUUCCCUAACGUGGUUCCAGUCCAGAAUUGAAAAAAAAAUCAAACAUCUCUCCUCUACCCCCCGUACUGCCAUCCUACAUACGCUUCUGUCUCGGGGGAAAAAAGGUAAAAAAAAAAGACUUAAAAAAUGACAAACCCAGCGUCCCGCAUCGUCCAGUCUCAUAGCAUCGUCAGCACGAUAACGGUCAGAAAACUAUACGUAACAGCCGGCUCAAAGUUCAACAACUUUUGAGAAUUUAGCCGUCGUUAAAAAUAAUUGAAAAUUAAUAGCAAUUUUUGAGAUUUGCCCCAUUUGUUAUUAGUUGAAAAAAUCAAAUAAAUAAUCGGUUAAUGUACGAACGGUGAGGAAAAUGUGGUAUAUAUUACUGCCGUUAUUGAUAUUAUUGCUAGUGAUUUUUCUUAGGCGGAAAGAUGGAAAAACAUUGAAACUUCCGCCGGGACCGGUUGGAGUUCCGGUAUUGGGGAAUUUGUUAUCAAUAAACUCAGUGAAUCCUCACCUCAGUUUGGCGAAACUGGUCCGGCGAUACUCGGGAAUAUGCGCAUUGCGAAUGGGCUCCGUUUAUACGGUGUUAUUGACGGACCCUAAACUGGUCAGACAGGCCUUCGCCAAGGACACCUUCACCGGCCGAGCACCACUCUACCUAACACACGGCAUAAUGCAGGGCUUUGGGAUUGUUUGCGCGGAGGGUGAUCACUGGCGAGAGCAAAGAAAAUUCGUCUCAUCGACCUUGAAGUCCCUGGGGAUGUCGAAGCACGGAUAUAGAAGGGAAAAACUCGAGGGGAGAAUCACCCAUUAUAUCUGUCAACUGCUCGAUAAACUGAAGGAAAUGGAUUCGCCGCUGCAUGGAGUCGACCCUCUGGAUUGUCUGCAUCACUACUUGGGGAACCUCAUCAACGAUCUGGUAUUCGGGAAGGUUUAUCAGGAGGACGACCCAACGUGGAAAUGGUUGAGAUACCUCCAGGAGGACGGAGUGAAACACAUCGGCAUCGCUGGACCACUGAAUUUUCUUCCUUUCCUUCGACACCUACCUAGGUACAAGAACUUGAUGAAAUUCUUGAUAGAAGGUAAGCUGAAGACGCACCGAGUCUACAAAGACAUCAUCCAAACUUAUCGCGAGGGAAAAGAGGAGAAAAUUUACAGCUUUCUCUCAGCUUUUGUUGAAGAAAUGACCAGGAGAGCCUCAAGUAAUGAGGAUUUGGGUUCGUUCAAUGAUCAGCAGUUUUAUCAUCUGCUGGCCGAUCUCCAUGGGGCUGGUGUAGACACAACGAUGACAACAAUUAGAUGGUUUUUGCUGUUCCUCGCGGCGUACCCCCAAGAGCAGGAGAAAAUCUACGAGGAAAUGGUGGAAAGUCUAGGGGAGAGAGAUAUUACUCUUGAUGACAGGGGAAGACUGAUCUACCUGGAGGCGUGCAUUUGUGAGGCUCAGAGAAUUAGAAGUGUCGUACCCCUGGGGAUUCCUCAUGGCACCACUGAGGACACCACACUUGGGGAGUUUAAUAUUCCGAAGGGAAGCAUGGUUGUGCCUUUUCAGUGGGCAAUUCACAUGGAUGAGAAAAACUUCGAUGAUCCUGAGGUCUUCAAACCCAGUAGGUUCAUCUCGGAGGGGAAACUGAGGAGGCCUGAGGCUUUUCUUCCAUUUUUAACCGGCAAACGCAUGUGCGUUGGGGACGAACUCGCUAGGUGGAUUCUCUUUCUUUUCUGUGGAAAAAUCAUUCAGAGAUUCAGAGUUUCCAUACCUCAGGGCGAUAGGGUGGAUUUGGAGGGGGAUUGCGGUAUCACUUUGGUGCCAAAACCACAUAAAUUGGUGUUUCUGGAACGUAGUGCUUCCUAGUUGUUCCUUAUUUGGGACAGCCCAGAAUAUAGAUUUAAUUGAAAUCAAUCAAUAAUAUAUAACAAUAAUUAUUCCGCAUGAUUGACAUUUAAUUUCCUAGUUUAGAUUAUUUUAUUACUCAACACUCCAUUUUUACUUGAUCUACCUAUUAUUUCAUUCCGUACUGUUCUUUGACAUUUAAAUAAAUAUUUUUCGUAAAUAA
Molecule: messenger RNA, 2468 nt
Organism: Diachasmimorpha longicaudata
Lineage: Eukaryota; Metazoa; Arthropoda; Insecta; Hymenoptera; Braconidae
Gene: phtm
Product: cytochrome P450 306a1
Exons: 1
Coding region: 785-2266 (493 amino acids)
Biological process (GO): xenobiotic metabolic process
Cellular component (GO): cytoplasm; intracellular membrane-bounded organelle
Molecular function (GO): oxidoreductase activity, acting on paired donors, with incorporation or reduction of molecular oxygen, reduced flavin or flavoprotein as one donor, and incorporation of one atom of oxygen; heme binding; iron ion binding
Source: RefSeq, a predicted model, not a curated record